This is a messenger RNA of Spinacia oleracea (spinach), 2167 nucleotides long. RefSeq names its product transcription initiation factor IIF subunit alpha. The record is from RefSeq and is a predicted model, not a curated record. Gene Ontology annotation, cellular component: nucleus; transcription factor TFIIF complex. Bases 250 to 1875 code for a protein of 541 amino acids. The transcript has 9 exons. Gene Ontology annotation, biological process: positive regulation of transcription elongation by RNA polymerase II; transcription initiation at RNA polymerase II promoter. Gene Ontology annotation, molecular function: DNA binding; RNA polymerase II general transcription initiation factor activity; TFIIF-class transcription factor complex binding. NCBI's taxonomy places the organism in Eukaryota, Viridiplantae, Streptophyta, Magnoliopsida, Caryophyllales, Amaranthaceae.
UCAUUCAUUAAGAAAACCGCCGUCAAAACCGCUUCCGGACAUCAAUCCUCCUUUCUCGACGUUUUCGUGAAUCCCAGUUCUCGGCUGCUUAAUAGUAUUACCCGCAUAGACUUCUCAACCUUUCUCUUGCAUCUUUCCAAAAUCAAAUUAAAACCUAGCUCUAAAUUCAUGCGAAGUUGAAAAACCCUAAUCCAAAUUCCCGAUAAUUCUCUUCUAAUUUACAGAAAUUCUUGCUGCAAAACAUCCGCGAUGUCAUUCGAUUUGAUGCUGAAGCCAACAUGCGGUCGGUGUGGAUCAAACAACGAUCUCUAUGGAAGCAAUUGCAAGCAUCUGACGCUUUGCUUAAGCUGCGGUAAAAACAUGGCGGAAAAUCGUGCGAAAUGCUUCGAAUGCGGCACUCCUGUCACUCGGUUGAUUCGUGAGUAUAAUGUGAGGACAAGUUCGAGCAUUGAUAAGAAUUACUUCAUUGGGAGGUUUCCGACUGGAUUGCCGAAUUUCUCCAAGAAGAAGAGUGCGGAGAAUAAGUGGACUUUGCAGAAGGAGGGACUUCAAGGUCGUCAGAUUACCGACACUUUGAAGGAGAAGUUCAAGAAUAAGCCUUGGAUGCUGGAAGAUGAAACUGGUCAAUCACAGUACCAGGGUCUUUUGGAAGGUUCACAAUCAGCUACAUAUUAUCUCCUAAUGAUGCAGGCAAAAGAGUUUAUUGCAAUACCAGCUGGCUCUUGGUUCAAUUUCAAUAAGGUUGCGCAAUAUAAGCAACUUACAUUAGAAGAGGCAGAGGAGAAGAUGAAAAAUAGGAGAAAGUUUGUUGAUGGCUAUGAAAGAUGGAUGAUGAAAACAGCAAGCAACGGGGCAGCUGCGUUCCCCACCUUUGAUGCAAAUCUCGUGAAAGAUAUUCCUACUGGUGGUGGAGGGAAAGGUCGCAAGAAAGCAACUGCUGAAAAUGAGGGUAAUGCUUCAGACAAGGGAGAGGAUGAAGGAGAAGAGGAUGGAGAUAGAAAGCCAAAAAUUGGAUCUAACAAAGGAGCUGGUGAUGACGACGACGAUGAAGGCCCAGCUGGAGGUGAUUUUGACGAUGACGAUGAUAUUGAGAAAGGUGAUGACUGGGAGCAUGAGGAAAUUUUCACUGACGAUGAUGAAGCUGUUGGUAAUGAUCCUGAGGAGCGGGAAGACCUACUGGCUCCUGAACUUCCUGCGCCUCCAGAGAUUAAGCAGGAUGAAGAUGAUGAGGAUGCUAAUGAGGAAGAGGGAGGACUGAGCAAAUCAGGAAAAGAACUGAAAAAAUUGCUUGGACGGUCCAAUGGGCUUGAUUCUGACGGAGAUGAAAAGAAAGAUGAAGAGGAUGAUGACGAUGAAGAUGAGGAAGAUCGUCCUUCUCCUGUUUUAGCUCCAAAGUUGAAAGACCCCAAAGACGAGCCAGCUGAUAGCAGCCCUGCAAAACAAGCUCCUGGAGGAUCUUCUCGGGCAACUCCUGCCUCGAAAUCGGCAAAAGGAAAGAGGAAAAAUGGCGAUGAUACAAAAUCUGCUAGUGCAGCUCCUCAUAAGAAGGUUAAGACUGAAAAUGAUGUGAAAUCAACCACAAAAGAAAAUGCAUCAAAAAAUGGUGGGGUCCCAAAAGUUACACCGCCAUCAUCCACAAAGGGUGGUGCAUCUGCUUCAGGAACAGCUGCUCAGGGCCCUGUCUCAGAAGAGGAAAUUAGAGCUGUAUUGUUGCAAAAAGCUCCUGUAACCACUUCUGAUCUUGUGGGCACAUUUAAAGCAAGACUAAAGACACAAGAGGACAAGAAGGCUUUCGCUGAAAUCUUGAAGAGAAUUUCUAAGAUACAGAAGAGCGAUAACAAGAGUUAUGUUGUGCUAAGGGAAAGGGGCAAAUAAAUCUGAUUUUUAUACACUUUAAUUCAGGCAGUAAACAAGAAACUUUCUCUUGCAUACGAGGUUUCAUUUGUUGGUGACUACCACCUGUUUGAGAUUUGUGAACUUGUUUCAAGGCAAUGGAACAUCAGGAUAAAUUGUAAAGCUGUAGAAUUCAUAUGCUGAUUAAACUGUCAUGUAUAUGAUGUCUGAUUAAUAUAUCUGUGGGAUACUAUAUACGAAGUGUAACUUGCAGUAAGGUGUUUUUUUUUUUUAAUUAAUUGAAUAUAGAAAUUGAAAGAGCUCGGUUUAUAGA